AAAGAAGGUUCAAACUUUCUUCAAACUUUUACUUGCUUUCUCUCUAAACAACCAAAGCUUUAUGAACUAUAAACUCAAGCAAACACUCCAAACCUUACGCUUUGCCACUUUUUCCUCUUACAUCAAAAAUUUGAACCAAUUUUGGAUUACAUUCUUCAAAGAAACCAAACUAAGUUCUCUCUAAAAAGAAAAAAAGGAACAAAAAAAUCUCAAAACUGAACCAAUUCUCUCACAUGGGCACUUUUUUAUCUCUCACUCUAGUGAUUCUCUCAUGGGCAUUAUUGCCAUCAACGAGAACCGAAGCUCAAGGCAUCAGAUCAUCUCAUCUUCUAGACCUUCUCAUUAGAGACUACACUUUCAAGUCCUUCAACACCACCUUACCAACCGGACUACCUUACUUGGUCCGCUUACCGGCCAACUUCUCCGGAAUAAAGGUCAACACAGCGAGGUUCCGCUGCGGCAGUCUCCGGCGAUAUGGCGCGAAAGUCGUGGAAUUCCACCUCGGGGUUGGCGUCACCAUUCACUCAUGUGUGGAGAGGGUCAUGAUAGUUAGCCAAAACUUGGGAUACAAUUGGUCGUCCAUAUAUUACCAGAACUAUGACCUAUCAGGUUACCAACUUGUGUCCCCUGUUUUAGGCCUAUUGGCUUACAAUGCAGGCACUGAUCUGAACUCCGGUAACCCUUUCGAGCUCGGGAUCAUCGCCACUGAAGCCAACCCCAUUAAAAUAGACUUUAAGAACGUCACAAGGGUGGUCAAUAAUUCCUCCAUAACUCCAUUGUGUGCUAGCUUCGAGAGUGAUGGAAAAGUGACACUGGCAAAGCAAGCAUCUCCUUAUGUCUGUGUGGCCAAGAGGAAUGGCCACUUUGGGCUGAUUAUAGAGAAGCCGUCACCGGCGCAGCCACAGAGCAAGAAGGAGAAGCCUUGGAAAGUCGCCGUAGGAAGCUCGGUGGGCGCGGCGUUAGGCGCUUUUCUUUUAGGAUUGCUUCUUGUGGCCAUGUUUGUGAGGGUUAAGAAGAGGUCAAGAAUGGAUGAGUUGGAGAGAAGGGCUUAUGAGGAAGAGGCGUUGCAGGUCUCAAUGGUUGGACAUAUUCGAGCCCCGACGGCUUCCGGCACCCGAACGACGCCUUCCGGGAUGGAGAAUGAGUACUUGGCUCCUCCUCGCUGA
Molecule: messenger RNA, 1166 nt
Organism: Morus notabilis
Lineage: Eukaryota; Viridiplantae; Streptophyta; Magnoliopsida; Rosales; Moraceae
Exons: 1
Coding region: 234-1166 (310 amino acids)
Cellular component (GO): membrane
Source: RefSeq, a predicted model, not a curated record